Molecule: messenger RNA, 1361 nt
Organism: Hevea brasiliensis (rubber tree)
Lineage: Eukaryota; Viridiplantae; Streptophyta; Magnoliopsida; Malpighiales; Euphorbiaceae
Exons: 6
Coding region: 139-1032 (297 amino acids)
Molecular function (GO): phosphoprotein phosphatase activity
Source: RefSeq, a predicted model, not a curated record
CCACCAUUAUAUAAAAAAAUAAAAAUUGAUAAUUUUUUAAUUUAGAUAAAUACAGUAUAUCCGUUGGCUCUUAACCACCACUCCUCCUCCUCCUCCUCCUCUUCCUUCACCUCCACCACCACCACCCAUUUCUAUUCCAUGGCUGAGUUGACUCAGCCCGAGGUCGUCUACUCACCUCGCUCUCUUCAACUAUGGAGGACGCUCUGGAACUGGCUCGCUUUCCUCUUCCAGAUCUUCCUCCAGAUCCUCAGAGCCUUAGGCCACCUUCCUCUGCUUUCUUCUUCUUCUUCCUCUUCUAACUCUUUCAAGCCUUUGCCAGUCGUUGAGUUGCUGGAAACUGACUCUUCCGACACUCUUGAGAUCACCGCCGGCCCUGACUCCGUUCCUGUCGAUGAGCCUGUCAAAAAACUUACGGUGGUUCUUGACUUGGAUGAAACUCUAGUAUGUGCAUAUGAGACAUGUAGUUUGCCAGCUAUUCUACGUAAUCAAGCAACAGAAGCUGGACUGAAGUGGUUUGAACUGGAAUGCGUAUCUUCAGACAAGGAAUGUGAAGGGAAACCUAAGAUCAAUUAUGUUACGGUGUUUGAGCGUCCAGGGUUAGCUGAAUUCCUAAAACAACUGAGUGAAUUUGCUGAUCUUGUUCUGUUUACUGCUGGCCUUGAAGGUUACGCUAAGCCCCUUGUUGACAGAAUAGAUACAGAAAAUCUAUUUAGUCUUCGCCUUUAUCGGCCUUCAACAAUUAGCACGGAGUAUAGGGAGCAUGUGAAGGAUCUGUCUUGCCUAUCAAAGGAUCCUUGCCGGACUGUUAUAGUUGACAACAAUCCAUUUAGUUUCUUGUUGCAACCAUUGAAUGGAAUUCCAUGUGUUCCUUUUACUGCGGGUCAACCAUAUGAUACACAGCUUCUGGAUGUACUCCUUCCGCUCCUUAAGCACCUCUCUAAUCAGAAAGACGUGAGACCUGUGCUAUAUGAAAGAUUCCACAUGCCUGAAUGGUUUCAAAAGCAGGGGAUCCCUGCUUCUGGCCAGACAUAGUAGGAUAAAGAUAGAAUGCAAAUGAAAGCCACAAUCCUUUUACUAUCCACAGGCAGCAUUUUGUGUGGAACACAACUUUUUGUAUAUAGGUUUAAUUUGUAUGCCAGAGGAAUUCAUGAAUGUCAAAGCUCAUGUAGUUUUGGGAAAAGGAUUCAUCUGCUGCUUUCGUUGGCCAAAUAGGCACAAAAGUUAUUUCUGUAGAUUUGUUAAUACUCUGAUUCUUAUUGUAAUUCUGUUUAUAUGUUUGCAAUCUGGUGAAUGUUUAUGUAUCUUUCUCAGUUCUGUAAAUUGUACUUUUAUCAAUGAUUAUUAGUAGUUCACACUUUUCA